Molecule: messenger RNA, 1758 nt
Organism: Cuscuta campestris
Lineage: Eukaryota; Viridiplantae; Streptophyta; Magnoliopsida; Solanales; Convolvulaceae
Source: the annotation of a GenBank genome assembly
CCCGUCACCCUCUCCUAUAACCCCUAUUUUUCCUCCAAGCCCAGGCUCACAUGCUCCUGUCCCACUGACGGUCCAACCCCAGACCCGUCCCACCAGUCACGGACGACAGCCCGACACCCUCCCUAUGGACACGCCACAGACGGUCCAACCCCAGAACCGGCAAGAUGCAAAGCACAACUAUAGUUAAGUAAAAUAUGGAUCUUGGCCCGUUAGGGUAUUCUUCAAAUAGAAACCCCAAGUCAAUAGGUUCCGUACCUGAGGAUGGCAAACAACAACACAAACAAGAUGCCUACGAGAAACACGUUAAGGAUGACAACCAGGUUAGCUGUGUCAUGCUGGCUACCAUGAUAACCGAGCUGCAAAAACAGCAUGAGAACAUGAAGGCCCACGAGAUGAUCGUGGCCUUGCGGCAGCUAUACCAGGGGCAAUCCAAGCAUGAACGUUUUCUCGUGAGUAAGGCUCUCUUUAGUUGCAAGCUCUCUUCAGGGAACCCGGUCGGGUUCUCCAUGCAGAAGGAGCUGGCAACGGACCUGAUCCUGCAGUCGCUCCCUGAGCUGUAUAAGGGUUUUUGUUGGCUUCUUGACGAGAGGCCCUCGUCUUUGCUGGCUCCUGCCGUCCUACCGGGCGGGACCGGUUGUGAAAGCUUCCUCUUCUUUAAGGGUCGAACCGGUAGGAAGUUCAUUUCCGACGUCCCCCAAAGUAAUCGGGGAUGGAAGGAAAAGUUCGUUUUCAUUGAAUUUCCUCCCUAUGUCACCCCAUUGGCCAAUCUGAAAUGGAACGAUCACCUUCUCAAUCACGAGUAUACCGUGCCGGCCUCCUCCCCUGAUCUCGAAGCGAGCCUGAAGAUCCUCCUCCGUGGGGAUCCUUUCACCGGGAGAAAGUUCCACUAUGAGAGCUGGGUUUGGAGGAUCCAACUGGGUGGUGAGGGUACCUCCCAAGCCCAUGAAGCAGCGGGGCACGGGGUACCCUCCCCGGGCAACACAGCAGAGGCUGAGGGCCAAAACCACCAAGUUUUUGCAGACAUGGAGUUCGACAUCCCCGAUGAUCAACCAAUGGGAGAGACCGGUGAUUCUCAAGCCGCUUCUGCCAAAACUUUCACGGUCCAACCAGAGACCAUGGAAAUCCAUGAUGAGGAUGAGCCUCACGACGACCGGUCCAAGGGGAAGGGUAAAGAGAAGGCCGGUAAGCGAACGAAGAAGGUGGCGACCACGCACCCUUCUUAUGCCAAGAAGAGGGCGAGGUCGGAUUCUGAUCCGGCUUCCCAGACCAUUGAAGAGGCCUUUAUCAACCUAGGCGUGCGGUUGCAAGAGGCUGGGCUGUCUGGGAUGGCCGGGACGAUGAGGGCCGAAAUCACCCAACUGAAGGAGGAAAAUUGCCGGUUGCUCGAUGAGGUUUCAGGGGUGAAGCAGGAGAUGACCCAGAAAGAAGAUGACUUCCCCGGUCGUGCUGCCGCAUGGGUGAAAGAGAAUAAGGCCGAAGCCGCCCGGGCGAUGACGGCAAGCCCGGAAGCUACCAUGGAAUCCUUCAGGCUCCUAGACCGGGAGCCUGAAGGAAAGAAGAUGAUUACCGCCAUUGGGUCCUUUGGAUUCAAGAGCGGUCAGAAGAAAGACCGGGCUGCCUCCCAUCGGAUUUUGAAGAAAAGGGACCCGGACUUUACCGUGGCUUCAUAUGGCCUGGCCCCCAUCCCGGAGGAAGAGCCCACUCCCCCUUUCCCCCUCGACUGAUCUCCCCGGCUGCGCCUGGUAGUUUUAUGUCUUG